Messenger RNA from Xiphias gladius (swordfish), 3784 nucleotides. RefSeq names its product kelch-like ECH-associated protein 1a (gene keap1a). Lineage: Eukaryota; Metazoa; Chordata; Actinopteri; Istiophoriformes; Xiphiidae. The transcript is spliced from 13 exons. Gene Ontology annotation, molecular function: protein binding. Bases 1499 to 3304 code for a protein of 601 amino acids. The record is from RefSeq and is a predicted model, not a curated record.
GUGUGUCAAACUCGAAGGUGUCGUCUUUUGUGUCGCUGUAAUUUUCCUCCGCGGCCUGUGAUUUCACAACAUUCACACGGGGCCGAUGGGCUCCGGUGUCCCUCACGCACCGCGGUCCUCUAAACGAGCUGUGUUACUCUGGGGUCUGCGGUUUGUCGAGAGCCAGACUCGCCCCGAUCCCAGAUGAUUCACAGAGGCUUGCACACGGAAAUGAAACGGGCAGAUCCAGCGCUCGUUGUACCCCGUGUUUCAUUAGUCAGACUUCGCAGGAACGGUGACUAACCUCGGUGGCCUUUUUUUAAUUUAUUUAUUUAUUUAUUUUUUUACCCAGCUCUGUAAUUGUUUCACAGCCCGAUCCCCGGGGCUUUCCCGAACUUCGGUUUCAGUUUGGGGGACGCCGCUCUUGACUCGCUACCAUGCCGGUCUCCGUACAUGCGUAGUACCCGCACAGCGUUUUGCAGUGUACUGGAGAGUUGCAGAGUCAUGUUGGUGCAGAAAGUCCUCCCCUCCACCUCCACCUCCUCCUCCUCCUCCUCCUCCACAGCCUCAGAACGUCCGCCGGCAGCGGCGCGCACAGCCUCGCACAGUUCCCCCCUUAGCGCCGAGGACGACCGAUCCGCCGGUUUCCCCUGGCGGGACCGAGACCCGGCGAGGACCUCCCGGGGUCUGGCGACUCUCGAGCGUGACAUGGAGCUGGGCGGCUGCGGCUGAGCCAGUGGCUUCAGCUUCAGAUACCAAGGAGUCACCCAGUGAAUCCCUGCUGGAAAAUACAACAUCAUUCAUCAUUCAGGAAGAGGGCUAAAUAGCUUUUAAGAUAAGCAUCGCAGAUGGGGUCCCUGCCAGGAUACAACUGAUUGUGCAGUUACACACAUUUGCCAACCUCUUCUCCUUCUCCUCUGGAAGCAAAUUGCAGAGGACUCUCUGAAAUGCCAGAGUGAAUUACUUUUAAAAUCCUGAAACGUGGAAAAUCUGGACCAACAGCAAUGUAAUUAUUAUGGUUUGACUCGUGCUUUGGGAACCGUUAGAUCCUUACACAAAUGCUGUCAGUCAUGUUGGAGCCAGGAUCUGUGGAUGAGGGAGUAUUAUGUGGUUCAGCAUCAGUCUACAAGUUUCUUUACCCGUCAUAUUUGUGCAGAGAAAUGUAUGACCUCAACUUAUUUUACGCAGAAACCGUCUUUUCCUGUGAACUGCUUGCUCCGGCCGCUGGCUGUUGCUGGGAUCACCAAUGGAUAGUACCGUUACACUAUUCACGUCCCUAAUUUCUGGGGAAAUGUCUACUCACUGAACAGAUUUUGUGUGUUAAAUUUUCAGAAAAAUGGAGAAACUAAAGACAUCUGCUCACUGGAGACUUUACAUUGAUGAAUUAAAGACCAAAAGAAGUACCUCUCUUGAAAGUCUGACCCCAAUGGGAUAAGAACUUUAAACUGUUGAAGACUUUUAAGACUGAAGAGUCAAUAACUCAAAUAAGUCUGCAGUACCCAUCUUCCUCUCUCCCAUAAUGCAUUGCCCUAUGAGGAAGAAACGUCCCACGCGUGAUUCUGAUUUCUCAGCUAUUGUAGUUCCCUCUAUGCACGGGUCUGGGUAUCUUGACUACGCGGUCGAGACACACGCCUCCAGGUCCCUGAGGGCCAUGGACGAGUUCAGACGGCAGGAGAUGUUGUGUGACCUGGUGCUACAUGUCACGUACAAGGAAAAAACUGUGGACUUCAAGGUGCACAGGCUGGUACUGGCCUCAUGUAGCCCCUACUUCAGAGCCAUGUUCACCAGCAGCUUCAAAGAGUGCCACGCCUCGGAGAUCACCUUGCGUGAUGUUUGCCCCCAGGUGGUGGGAAGGCUCAUUGACUUUGCCUACACCUCGCACAUCACAGUGGGAGAGAAAUGUGUGUUGCACGUUCUUUUGGCUGCUAUGAGGUAUCAGAUGGAGGAUGUGGCCAAGGCAUGCUGUGAUUUCCUGACUAAGCACCUGGAGCCAGCUAAUGUCAUAGGCAUCGCCCGCUUUGCCGAGGAGAUUGGCUGCACGGAGCUGCACCAAAGAAGCCGAGAGUAUAUUAAUACACACUUCAAUGAGGUGACUAAAGAAGACGAGUUCUUCAGCCUCUCUCACUGCCAACUGCUGGAGCUCAUCAGUCAGGAGAGUCUCAAGGUGCUCUGUGAAUCUGAGGUGUAUAGGGCCUGUACAGACUGGGUCGGCUGGGAUAUGGAGGGUAGGGCCCAGUACCUACAUGCCCUCCUGAAUGCAGUUCAUAUCUACGCUCUGCCUCCCAAGUUCCUGAAGAACCAGCUCCUGUCCUGUCCCAUCCUCAGUAAGGCCAACUCCUGUAAGGAUUUCCUUUCUAAAAUCUUCCAGGAUAUGACGUUGAGGAAGCUGCCUCCUGCACCUAACCGUGGAACUCAGCUCAUCUAUGUGGCUGGCGGAUACCGGCAGCAUUCACUGGCCUCCAUGGAGGCUUAUGAUCCCAGGAGGAAUGUCUGGCUAAAGCUGGCUGACAUGGGCACUCCAUGCAGCGGUCUGGGAGCCUGCGCGCUGUUUGGACUGCUCUACACUGUUGGGGGCAGGAACUUGUCGCUUCAAAACAACACCGAGUCCAGCACCCUGUGCUGCUAUAACCCGAUGACCAACCAGUGGAGCCAGCGAGCCUCCCUCAACAUCCCCAGGAACAGAGUCGGGGUGGGCGUGGUGGACGGCUGCAUCUACGCUGUUGGAGGUUCCCAGGGCUCGACCCAUCACAACACGGUGGAGAGGUGGGAUCCAGAGUCUAAUCGCUGGUCCUUUGUGUGCCCCAUGUCGGUGGCUCGUCUUGGGGCCGGUGUGGCGGCGUGUGGGGGGGCUUUGUACGUGGUGGGGGGAUAUGAUGGAGAGAACCGCUGGAACACUGCUGAAAAAUACCAGCCUGACACAAACACCUGGCACCAGCUGGCUCCCAUGAGCACUAUACGCAGUGGACUGGGGUUGGUGUGUGUGAACUCUUACCUGUACGCUAUAGGAGGGUAUGAUGGGAGGAGCCAGCUGUCCUCUGUGGAGCGUUACAAUAUAGCCAGGAAUGUUUGGGAGCCCAGGGCCUCCAUGCAGUACUGUCGCAGUGCACACGGAGUGACGGUCCACCACAGAUGCAUCUUUGUCCUCGGAGGUUUUAACCAGCACGGCUUCCUGUCCAGCAUCGAGUGUUACUGUCCAGAAAGAAAUGAAUGGACGUGCAUCACCGAGAUGCCUUUGGGACGCAGUGGCAUGGGCGUCUCUGUUACCAUGGAGCCCUGUCCUGGCAGCCUGCCAGAACAAGAGGAGGACGAGGACGGAGCCACAUAGGAUGAGGACGAAGUCUGUUGACGUCUCAAGUGUUGAAUUCGGUUCCGAGUGGUGCUGCUUUUCAAGUGCAUUAAAUAAAAACACGGAUCCCACUUGUAUUGCACCGUGGGGGUACUGCUGGUAUAGUUUGAAUGGAAACCUUGAGGAGGAACUGUGUCUCCACAUCUGCUGGGGAACGAGUGAUACAGGAAAAACUGGUAGCAUGACAGUGACCCCACAAUAAUAAAGUGCUACGGGUCUGAUCUCAAAUGAUAGUACUAUUUAAUUGAAUAUUGUUAUUCCUUUGCUGUUUUUAAUCUCUUUAGUGUUCAUUUUCAGUUUCAUUUACAAAGUGACCUUUCAAUGGCCUUCAGUGUCCUAAUUUCUGAUUCCUCUCUGUGUUAUACAUUUUCUACCUCCAUCUGUGUCUCUGUCCAAAUGACCACUUUUCUUCAUUUUGUGCCAGUGAGGUUUCACCCAAAACUGACAUUUUAAAAACUG